AACAACAAGACCACGCAGUUCAGGCACGUGCAGCAGCUGACCUACAGCCUGAUCGAGUGGCGAUCCCAAAUCCUCUCGGGGACCCUGCCCAAGGACGAGCUGGCCGAGCUCAAGAAAAAAGUCACGGCCAAAAUCGACUAUGGCAACAGGAUCCUGGGUCUGGACCUGGUUGUCCGCGAUGACAACGGGAACAUCCUGGACCCCGAUGACACCAGCACCAUUGCGCUAUUCCGGGCCCACGAGACGGCGUCCAAGAGGAUCGASGAGAGGAUCCAGGAGGAAAAGUCGCUGCAGCAGAGCCUGGAGCCUCGGGCACAGCCCAUCUUCAGCUCCACGCACACCCACAGCCUCUACGUCAACUUCAAGAACUUCGUCUGCAACAUCGGCGAGGACGCCGAGCUGCUGAUGAGCCUCUACGACCCCGACCUCUCCCAGUUCAUCAGUGAAAAUUACCUGGUGCGCUGGGGCAGCAACGGGAUGCCGAAAGAAAUUGAGAAGCUCAACAACCUCCAAGCAGUGUUCACG
Malurus melanocephalus (red-backed fairy wren) is the source of this 525-nucleotide messenger RNA. RefSeq names its product dedicator of cytokinesis protein 5-like. The annotation marks the transcript as partial. The transcript has 4 exons. Gene Ontology annotation, cellular component: cytoplasm; plasma membrane. Gene Ontology annotation, biological process: cell migration; small GTPase-mediated signal transduction. The record is from RefSeq and is a predicted model, not a curated record. NCBI's taxonomy places the organism in Eukaryota, Metazoa, Chordata, Aves, Passeriformes, Maluridae. Gene Ontology annotation, molecular function: guanyl-nucleotide exchange factor activity; small GTPase binding.